This is a messenger RNA of Amaranthus tricolor (Joseph's coat), 1969 nucleotides long. RefSeq lists its product as uncharacterized. Gene Ontology annotation, cellular component: membrane. The coding region runs from base 192 to 1457 and encodes 421 amino acids. The transcript has 13 exons. The record is from RefSeq and is a predicted model, not a curated record. NCBI's taxonomy places the organism in Eukaryota, Viridiplantae, Streptophyta, Magnoliopsida, Caryophyllales, Amaranthaceae.
UCCGAACUUUCCAAUUCGUAGGACUACAGUUUCCUUUUCAAAGCAUAUAAAACACGAGGAAGAAUGAAGUUUGUGUUUGACAGCAGAGGAAGAGAGAUAGAGAGAGCGCCAUGUGAAUGGUCUGCUGCUUUACUCUUCUGUUUAUACCAAAUCCCCCACAUUGAUCAAGGAACUACACAAGAUUUAUUCCUAUGAUGAUGAAUACUACUGGAAUGGGUGAGGAAAAGAUAGAUAUUAGGGUUUCUGAGGCUGUUUAUCUGGAAGAAUUGUCCAGAACUCGGCAUAAGAAGAUCGAUGUUUCGUUAGAGAGAAGGAAGUCCUUAAGAGCUCGAUAUUACUAUGGAGUUAUCUUUCUCAUCAUCAAUUUUGUUGCUUGGCUUGUUCGUGAUUACAUUCAAAGGGUCAUCCCAGGAGAACAUUUUCUUAGGACUUGUGGAAUCGGAGGGCAUGACUGCAUUAAUACAAUGGGAGUCCUUCGAAUCAGCUUUGGGUGCUUUAUAUUUUUCUUUUUGAUGUUUCUCGCAACAAUGAAAACAAGCAAGCUACAAGAAGUUCGUAAUGCCUGGCAUUCUGGUUGGUGGCCUGCAAAAUGUAUUCUUUUAGUUAUAUCAAUGACGUCUCCCUUCUUUUUGCCUUCAGAAUACAUUCACAUUUAUGGUGAGUUUGCUCGUAUAGGUGCAGGGGUGUUUCUUGCUCUCCAACUAAUUAGCGUGAUUCAAUUUAUUGCAUGGUGGAAUAAUUACUGGAUGCCUGACGUGAAAUGUAUGCAAAGCUGCUCUCUCGGGUUAUUAAUGUCUACAGUUUUCUAUGUAGCUUCCGCAUGUGGAGUAGUUGUCCUAUACAUCUUGUACGUCCCAAGAUCCUCGUGCACUCUCAACAUAUUUUUCAUCACUUGGACAGCAGUUCUACUUCUCGUAAUGAUGCUUAUUUCUUUGCAUUCAAAGGUCAAUAGAGGACUUUUAUCUUCAGGAAUCAUGGCUUCUUAUGUUGUCUUUUUAUGUUGGUCUGCUAUCCGGAGUGAGCCUGCUGGUAAAAAGUGCAGUCCGCAGAAGCAAUUGAAUGGACAUCAUGAUUGGGUCACCGUACUUAGCUUCCUCAUCGGGAUUUGUGCAAUAGUGAUGGCAACCUUCUCGACAGGGAUUGAUUCCGAGUCAUUUCAGUUCCGCAAAGAUGAAGUUCAAGAAGAGGAUGAUAUUCCGUAUAAGUAUGGCUUCUUCCAUCUCGUGUUUUCCUUGGGAGCCAUGUAUUUUGCUAUGUUGUUCAUAAAUUGGGAUAUCAACAGCUCAACUAGAAAAUGGAGUAUCGAUGUUGGUUGGGCAAGUACAUGGGUGAAAAUUAUUAACGAGUGGUUUGCAGCUACCUUAUACAUGUGGAAGUUAAUAUCUCCAGUCGUCCGACAAGCCAAGAUCAUGGAUGAAGGAGUCAUGCAGCGUGAUAUCUUCACAUCGUCGCCUUAGUUUAAAGCGAGAGUCGAUUUUAGUGUUUAGUAUACGUAAUUAGGCGUAUUAUUAGCUCGAUGGCUUCUGAGAUGUAAGUGCAUUAAAUUUAAGCACUGUGAAGGAACAAAAAAGGAGCAAUCAGCACUAGUAGGAGGUCUGUAGAUUCUUUGUUCUUAAAUCUUAAUUCUUUUCUCGGCUGUAAUUCACCGGCUUGGAGAGACACUAUAAUACGUUCGAUCCCAUUGCACUAUGAUUAAUUCCGUAUUACUACUAUGAAACAAUAAGGAUAUUAGACUAGUUUCCGUAUUACUGAUAUGAAACGAUAUAGUCAUAUGGAUGUUAGAUUGGUUUAUGCAUGGCUUUAUCCAUAGGCAUAAAUUUGUGGGUAGCUUUCUUACUUCUUAGAUCAGUUUCAAAUGUAAAAACCAUAAAGAACUGAAAUUUGUCUUUGUAGUAGACCUGUCAAAAUGGUCGGUUUUAGGUUAUGUCAUUUUUAAUCUGAUCAUAUUCAGUAGAGUAUGAUUCAGUUU